AUGGGUGCAUGUCGACCUCCGACGUCAGGACAGCAAGCUGCAGCAGCAAGCCAGCAGCAGAUGGCAAUGGCAGCAGCAGCCGCGAUUCGAGCGCAGUUGAUGGCCUCGAGUCAGGCUGCAGCGGCCGAGUAUCAACGUCAGCAACAACAACUCGCGAUGGCCAUGUUGAACGGCGACGUGAACCAGGCACAAGCGAUUCGCGCCAGACUCUUCCAGACACAACAACAAGCCGCUCUCCUGGCCAGUCAACACUACGCACAGCAACAACAGCAGAUGGUUGGAGUUUUGAUGCAUUCAGUCGAUUAUUUGGUCACAGCAACAGCAACGGCGAACAGCACCAACGCGUUACCAUCAAUAAUAUCUCGUUUACCGCCAUCGGCCAACUGCAUCAGUGUUGAAGAAUUGGAAAGACAGUUUGCAACUAAUUGA
Anisakis simplex (herring worm) is the source of this 429-nucleotide messenger RNA. Lineage: Eukaryota; Metazoa; Nematoda; Chromadorea; Rhabditida; Anisakidae. The record is from the annotation of a GenBank genome assembly.